AUGGAAACCGAAAAGAAGACAUAAGAGCCUUAGAUAUCGAAAGAUGCACUAUAAAGCAAGCCAGUUCAACAGUUAAAUUUCUAAGAUAAAAUUAGAAAAAGGCUAAGUGAAAGCAAAGUUGCUUUUUAUUUUGGUAGUUCCUUGGCAGGGUUCCCUAUCGAGCAUCCCCUAGAUUCAAUCAAAACUUAAUGGCAAGCUAAACCUCAUCUUAGAAAUGAAGCAGCUAUCAUUAGAGAUAUUUACCAAAGCAAGGGUUUUCAAGGGUUUUAUGCAGGAGCUUUACCAAAUAUGACUAGAUGCCUGCUUAAAAAUUCAUAUCGUUAUCCUUUAAUGGUUGGACUGCCAAAUCUCUACAAGAACUAUUUGCCUGAAUCAAUUAGAGAGCAUAAAUCCCUUUUGAAACUCCUCACAGGUUGCUCUAUUGCACUUGUGGAGUCAACUAUACUUUGCCCAAUUGAAAGGUUAAAAGUCUACUUUAUGACUACAACUGAGAAGAUAACUUAUAGAUAAUUCUUUAAAAACUACUAAAAUCAUUUACUGAAGGAACUAUUUAGAGGAUUUGGUCCGCUUCUCGCAAGAUAAUCCAUGGCUUGGACAAUAUUUUUACAAACUGAUCUGUUCGUCAAGCAACAGAUAAGAAGAAUCAUGAAGUACGAUGAUAAGUAAGAAAUCCCUAAUAUGUUCCUAUUGCCAACCUCAAUGAUAGUAGCAUUGAUAAAUACUACUCUAGUGAUGCCAUUUGAUUGUGUUAAAACUCACAUGGAAAAAAGAGAUCCAUCUUCAACAUAUUUUGGAUCUUUCAAAGUUAUUUACUAGUCUGGAGGCAUGCUAAGUUUCUUCACUGGAUUUAGACUUAGAUUCAUGCUAUACUUUAUGAAUGCUUUCUUUAUAGUAACACUACUAGAGAAGUUCGAAAGUAUCUCCACUUUUCUUCAUUCGAAAAAGGAAUGA
This is a messenger RNA of Stylonychia lemnae, 951 nucleotides long. The record is from the annotation of a GenBank genome assembly. Lineage: Eukaryota; Ciliophora; Spirotrichea; Sporadotrichida; Oxytrichidae.